AUGUCGCGUCAUCGUGCGGUGCGCAACCUGAAUUUGGAGGAAGAGCUUGCCGAUGAGUAUGGCGAUGAAUACGACUUUCUCGACGAGCUCUCUCCGGAGGACCAAGAUGCCAUGGAACAAGCGCUGCUCACCGUCUUUGAUACCCUUGGCGAGCCGGACGAAUGCGGGUUUUCCGAGCGUCAAAUGAAGGAGGCGUUGUGGGAGACCUACUUUGACGCGGAAGCCGCCGUUGAUUUCCUUAUGCAAGAACGUGAACGUGAAGAAGUGCAGGCGAAAAAGCGUGCAGGUACGUAUGCAUACGCCAAGCGCAUGGCCAUGGUGGGCAUGGCAGCCAAACUGACCGAGCUAGAAGGCACGCAUGUCAGCGGGACUAGCAAAGCACCACGCACACCUUUACGACCUCGGCCUAGCACCCGACCUACACCCAUAGCCACGUCGUCGGCCUCACGCCCUGCUUCGCCGAGUACGGAUACACGAACGUUGCCAGCCCCGGGCAAGAAACUCUCGAAACUGCAGCAGAAAAUGCUCGCAUCCAAAGAAAAAAACGCCGCAGGCCCAGCGUCGAGUCUCCUACGUCGGGCCGCCUCACCAGCAGCCACGUCUCGCGCGUCGUCACCGGCUCCUGCGCCCCCACCUGUGCCAGUGGACAAAGCGCCCUCUGGCAUCACUUUAGCGACGCUGUUCCCCCGCUCGCCAGCGCCCAAACCCAUGUCUCGAUUCGGGCAGGUGGUCGAUGGUGUGGCUUCUACAUCGAUGCCUGGGCCUGCAUGGACUGCUGCUGCCACACCUGAUCCGACGGGGCGGCCUGUGACGGACGACGAGGUGGAUCAGUUGCGUGCUGCGUUUAGUGCACUGAAGAAAGAAAAAAACAAGCAACUUCAGCAGGAAAAGGCGGUGGCCAAAGCCGCCUCCACCGCGGCUGUGACGCGUGACAUGGAGAAAGUCAAGUUGCAUGACACCGCCCCUGCCAAGCCAGUGUCGCUACCUACUCCCAAAGUGGCCUAUACACGCGAACAAAUCCUGGCCGAAUUGGACCAGCGAGCUGCCUCCCAGCACCGCGAAAUUGGUCUGGUCGUUGUAGGCCAUGUGGACGCAGGCAAAUCCACCUUAAUGGGGCAUAUGCUAGUGGAGUUUGGCCAAGUGACCGAUCGUGCGCUGCAGCAAAAUACACGCAACAGUGCGAAGCAGGGAAAGAGCAGCUUUUUGUACGCCUGGAAUCUGGACUCGUCCGAAGAAGAGCGGGCACGCGGCGUCACGAUUGAUGUUGCGCAAGAUACGUUCCGCACAAAUACCUGCAUCUUCCAUCUCCUCGAUGCACCGGGUCACCAAGACUUUGUGCCGAAUAUGAUCAGUGGCGCGGCGCAGGCCGAUGCAGGUGUACUUGUCAUUGACGCUAUCCUUGGUGCGUUUGAAGCAGGGUUUGGGCCACGUGGGCAAACGCGUGAACAUGCUACGCUUCUGCGAAGUCUGGGCGUGCAGCAGUUAAUUGUGGUGGUCAAUAAACUGGACGCCGUGGACUUUGACCAGGCACGCUACGACGAGCUGCAUGCCCAACUUCUUCCGUUCCUCACGCAAUGUGGGUUCGACGUCGAUACAUCCGUGCAAUUCGUGCCAUGUGCUGCGAUGCUGGGUGAGAAUUUGCGCAAGCGAUCGCCCCAUGGUGCCCUCGCACAGUGGUACCACGGCCCUACCCUCGAACAGGCCCUUGAUCAGCUGCGUCAGCCACCGCGCAUGCACGAUGCACCGCUGCGUAUGCCCGUGGCCAACGUAUUUAAAGGCGGCUCUGUGAUCAGCUCAGGCCUCGGUGUGAGUGGCCGAAUUGUCAGUGGCUUCACCCAGGUCGGCGACGUACUCCGUGCGCUGCCAGGGGACGACUAUGGCAUUGUGAAAGCCAUCGAAGUGGAGGGCGAUACGCACCCAUGGGCCGCGGCAGGCUCGAAUGUGACGCUGUACCUGACCAAUAUGGAAUCGAAUCAAGUCCAUGUCGGCAGUGUUCUCUGCCCACCCAAUGCGUUGGUCCCGAUGCGGCAGGAAGUUGUUGUGCAACUGCUGGUGUUUCAGCCGACCUACCCCUUGGUCCGUGGCACAGCGCUGGAGGUGUACCACCACAGUGCGGAUAUCCCUGGCCAGCUAGUGGAUUUGAUUUCCGUGCUUGACAAAGGUACAGGUGAGGUCUUGCGUCACAACCCACGUGUCCUGCAACACAAUGUCACUGCUAUGGUGCGCUUGUCGCUGGGUCAUGGCGGUCGUUCGUACCCUAUGGAAGACUUUAAGACCAACAAGGAGAUGGCACGUCUCCUUUUCCGUAUGAACGGCGAAACGGUCGCGGCGGGUAUCAUUGUAGAAGCUACGUAG
Messenger RNA from Malassezia pachydermatis, 2355 nucleotides. RefSeq names its product elongation factor 1 alpha-like protein. Bases 1 to 2355 code for a protein of 784 amino acids. Gene Ontology annotation, biological process: translation. Lineage: Eukaryota; Fungi; Basidiomycota; Malasseziomycetes; Malasseziales; Malasseziaceae. Gene Ontology annotation, molecular function: GTP binding; GTPase activity. The transcript has 2 exons. The record is from RefSeq and is a predicted model, not a curated record.